This is a messenger RNA of Calypte anna (Anna's hummingbird), 1020 nucleotides long. Its product is annotated as glutamine amidotransferase-like class 1 domain-containing protein 3A, mitochondrial. The record is from RefSeq and is a predicted model, not a curated record. The transcript has 4 exons. The coding region runs from base 38 to 712 and encodes 224 amino acids. NCBI's taxonomy places the organism in Eukaryota, Metazoa, Chordata, Aves, Apodiformes, Trochilidae.
GGGCUCUCCGGGGACUCCUCCUGCCGGGGUUGUCACCAUGGGAAAGAGAGUGGCUGUGGUGCUGGCUGGCUGCGGGGUGUACGACGGGAGCGAGAUCCACGAAUCUUCUGCUGUCCUGGUCCAUCUCAGCAGGGAGGGCGCAGAGGCAGAGGUUUAUGCUCCUGAUGUUGAGCAGAUGCACGUGGUGGAUCAUCUGAAAGGACAACCCACUCAGGAGAAACGCAGUGUGCUGGUGGAAAGUGCCAGAAUAGCCAGAGGCAACAUCAAGGACCUGGCAAAGCUGGAUGUCCAGAGGCUGGAUGCCCUCAUCAUACCAGGAGGCUUCGGAGUGGCUAAAAACCUGAGUACUUGGGCCACCCAAGGCAAGAACUGCAGCAUCUGCAAGGAGGUGGAGGAUGUCCUGAGGGCCUUCCAUGCUGCCAGGAAGCCCAUUGGCCUCUGCUGCAUCUCCCCUGUGCUGGCAGCCAAAAUCUUCCCGGGCUGUGAGCUGACUGUGGGGCAUGACACCGAGUGUGAGAAGUGGCCUUAUGCCAAGACAGCUGAGAGCAUCAAGGAGCUUGGCUGCCAGCACAUCAACAGCCAGGUCACCGACAUCCACGUGGAUGUGCACAACAGGCUGGUGAGCACCAGUGCCUUCAUGUGCUCUGCCCCCCUGCACCAGAUCUACGAUGGCAUCGGGAAGAUGGUGCAGGAGGUGGUCAGACUGGCCUGACCACCAGCACCACCCCAGGAAAUGUCCCCCCCACCCCUCACAGCAGAGCUGCCACUCUGGUGGGGUUCUCCUGCCCCACUGCUGCCCUGGGGGCUGCUGAGGAGGGAUGGGAGCGAUGGGAGGGCUGUGGCAGCACCUCCUGAGGGCAGCCUGGGGGGGCACACAGGAACCCAGAGCUCUGAGGAGCUCCCUGGGUCAGGGCUGGUGACUGACUCAGGGUCCCUGAGAGCCCCUGAGAGUCAGUCCCACCCCCCCCCCAGGGCUCUGCCUCACAGGAGGGAUGAAUUAGGGGCAAAAAGAAAGGAACC